Doryrhamphus excisus (bluestripe pipefish) is the source of this 2946-nucleotide messenger RNA. RefSeq names its product vestigial-like family member 4a (gene vgll4a). Gene Ontology annotation, biological process: negative regulation of DNA-templated transcription. Gene Ontology annotation, molecular function: transcription coactivator binding. NCBI's taxonomy places the organism in Eukaryota, Metazoa, Chordata, Actinopteri, Syngnathiformes, Syngnathidae. The record is from RefSeq and is a predicted model, not a curated record.
UUCAUGACUCGCACAUCCCCAGUUCAGUUCAAGCCAGAGAAAGACAGCGUUCGCAAGUUAAGCUACACAUGUUAUUGUUGUGCCUCGGAAACCGUACACUUUUGUAAAAGUUCCACGGACGGUUGGCGUUACUGUUGCCUGACGCAGUGGCCGUGUCACAGCUUACAUGACAGAAGUUUGUUGUCUUCACCGGUGUUGCCUGCUAGCGCUGAUGUUAGCAGCUAGCCUGUUCGCGUAAAUGCUGUUGCCUAGAAUGGACCUGUUGAACCCUCAGUACCUGGACAAGAUGAACAAUAACAUCGGGAGACUGCACUACGGAGAUGAAUCCAGGACACCCUCAUUGCCCUCUGCUAUGUCGAACAUAAGCGGGCCACCUCCACUGUGCCCAAGCAAACGGAAGUAUGGUGACGAACAAAAGGACCAAAUGAAUUGUGAUGAUGACCACAUGACCAAAAUGAGCAGAUUGUUUGCAACUCAUCUGGCUCGUCCCUCUUCUGGUAGCAACCGCAAUGAGCACUGGAGCCUAAGCCACAGUCCUGUGGAGCACAUCAGCUCUUCCUCGAACGGUCUCCAUGGGAACCAUGUGUAUGCUUCCAUUUCUGGCUAUGCUGUGGACCAGCCUCUGGCUCUGACCAAAAGCAGCCUUGACACCACAGUUGGGGUCAGAGAGAGGUCCGUUGCUAAUGUGGCUGUUGAACGGCAGCAGAAUCGUCCCUCUGUCAUUACUUGCGCUCCUGCAAGCAACCGCAAUUGCAACCUCUCUCAAUGCCACAUGAAUGGCUGCUCUCCAAGCCCACCCAUCGAUGCAAGGAAGAACAAUGUUUGCGAUCCUGUGAUUGAGGAGCACUUCCGCCGCAGCCUGGGAAAAAACUACAAAGACGCAGACCCCGUGGCCAACUCGAUGUCCAACUCCGUGUCUAUCACGGGGUCUGUGGAUGAUCACUUUGCCAAGGCGCUAGGAGAUGCCUGGAUCCAGAUCAAGGCCAAAGGCGGAGGUCAUCAGACCCCUGAAGCGGCUCCAUGAAGCUGAGGUGAACAAACUGUAACAAACACUUGUGGGAGGUGAAUAUUGUUUCCUGCCAAGUAUCAAAUCACUGCAGCCAAGAACAAUACAAGACGUGGUUGUUGCCUUAUGGACUCUUAAGGUCUGCCUUUUAUCUCGUCAUUUGCCUUACAACAAAACCUUAGCUUGCAACAUAUGUCCUUGAGUGAGAAAACAGAAUGAUUGCUCCACACAGUGUUAGCUGUACAAUCAUAGACGGAUUAUGUUUUUUUCCACUGCUAAUCCGAAAACCAGAACAAAUAAGAAAUAAUCAAUGUUUACCUGUCUUGAUCGCCAAAGAAAGUUAUCCCUUCCAUUUCCAUCAGUAUGCAAGCCAUACAUCUUUCUUUUGUGGCUAAAUGCCUUCCAUUUAUAUUGUUUAAUUCUUAAACCACUUUAUAUCUUCUGUACGACUUGAAAAUAUCUGUCCCCUUUCCUCUGUAGUAUUACAGUUCUACCUGUUCUUAAAAAUACAUACAUAAUUUUCAGAAAUUGUGAUUCAGUUGAGACUUGUCCCUCUCGCUUUCCAAGGACACUAGAACAAUCCCCCCUGAACUGGAUUCACUCCACUGUUGACUAAAUAAUUUUAGUUAACUGCCUACGUGAGCUAUAUGUUGUCAAGUUCCAGCCUUAAUAGAUAUCCUUUAACUCAAAAAGCUUGUUUCAAAUAGCUGGAUUCUAUCACAAACCUUGCUCUACACUAAAUAUUUACUCAGAAUUUAUUUUUAUCUAACAAUGUAGAAAAUACUCACUGCUGGUACAGUUCUACUCUAUAUUUUUUGUACCUGGUUCCCAUGAUGGCAUGGAGGUGCGCAUCUUGGCAUCCUCUUCAAAGCACAGCCUCUGGAAAGGUUGUCCAAAGGCAGUUUGCUAGGCAACAUCGGUAUGGAUGCUACACCUUCACACAUGACUGAAAGCGACUAAAUCGGACCCUUUGUUGACAUCGAAGAUAACCCUUAGGUUUCUUUUGGGCUUUUGGAGAAGUGAGUUUUGACUUCAUUAUGAAGCCAAUCUCCAUUGUCUACAAGAUGAAGUGAGGUGUUCUGUUUUCAACUAAGACCUUAUUGCAGUUGCAAUAUGUGUGUGUGUGGUGUGUAACUCACCAUGUUGGAUCUUCACCCCCUUCACUUAGUAGCAGAUACUGUUGAGUGCAACUAAAAGUGAGUCUGCAUGUUACACAGAGUAAAGGUAUGGUUCACAUGUUUUUUUUUUGUCUGCCUUAAUCAUAAUAGCAUAAUGUUUGCCAACACUGAUUGAUAGGGAGUGUAAAUUCCAUAGAUAAAAAGUAUAUAUCGUGUACUGUAUGUUCAGUGACUCCCCUUACAUUUAUAUUAAUAAUCCACAUUUUUUGAGCUGUUACACGCUUUCUUGUCUUUAUAUUUUAUUGUAUUCAUACAUGACCAUCAUUGCGCCGCGCGGAAUGAUCAUAUGUAUUAUGUUUCUAUUGCGAGUAGUGUACUCCUUUUGUAGCAUGGACAUUGCCUAUCUUCUUACCAUGCAUUUCAUUUUUGUAUUCGUUGAUUAUUUUUCCCACAGUAGUGACAUGAUGAACGUGCAGGAACACAUCUGUCUUUUGCUCAAGAACCUCAGCAAAGUGUCCUACAUCUGUGAUACCGGUUGAGCGCGUCGAGGCUUUUUGUGCGUACCAGGGUGGGAUAGAGGGAGACAAACAACUUGUUUGACACAAGCUGAUUUUUCAGUCAUAUGUUUUGUGGUAUCAGCCCAUUGUUAUUUAAUUUCUUUAUGUAGACAGAUUGUAUAGCAAAGACUCCUUGCAGAAAAUACCUGCAUGUGUCAACCACAUACAGGGGGAAAAUAUGUAUUUGUACACUUGGGUCCAUAUUUCUCUGGAAGAAAAUGCCACUGUUUUAUAAUUGUCUUCCAAAUAAACACAGAAAAGCCGA